This is a messenger RNA of Monodelphis domestica (gray short-tailed opossum), 3983 nucleotides long. RefSeq names its product APC down-regulated 1 like (gene APCDD1L). The record is from RefSeq and is a predicted model, not a curated record. NCBI's taxonomy places the organism in Eukaryota, Metazoa, Chordata, Mammalia, Didelphimorphia, Didelphidae. Gene Ontology annotation, biological process: negative regulation of Wnt signaling pathway. Gene Ontology annotation, molecular function: Wnt-protein binding. Gene Ontology annotation, cellular component: plasma membrane.
UCCCUUUACAACUAUCAACAGGCUGUGAGUGCGUGUCUCUCGUUAUAGUGGAGGGGGGGCAGACAAGCGGGGGAUACGCAUUUUUGAGGCAGAAGUCCGGGUACAUUCUACAGAUUAAGAACCCAGGCAUCCUCUUCUCUCUCCCACCCUAACUUGGGAUGAACUGCCAAACGUAACUGGAGGGACUUCCUCGGAAGAUACAUCUCGGGUGCUCUGCCUUUCUUCCCAUCAGCCCGCCCUUUUGGGUCUCAGGACUUGGGGCAGUAGGCGUUCAGAGCCCUGCGGGACGGAUGGACUUGUGGAUAGAUUGGCGAGCCCCGCGGAGGUCCGGUGGCCACCCGGGAGGUCCUGAAGGUCAGCUGCAGUGAGAACGAGAGGGAGGAUCCAACCUGUACGGCUCGUCUGGGGCGGAGGCAGGGAAAAGGUGGGGAGGGAAUCCUGCCCGAAAGGAUUGGGAAGUUCGCGACCAUGGUCCCCCGAUUGUGGUUGCUCAUAUUCCUUGGAGUCGGCACAUCUGGAAUCCAGCAUUGGGACGGCUCUGCUCUCCAGGGGCAGCGGAACAGCUCCGGCCGGCUUCAUUGGGAAUCCCAGUGUCAGUACCAACUGCGCCAUCUUCAGGACGGAGCCAGAAUUACGGCGAUGUUACCUCCAAGGCUAGAGGGUCAUUGGAUCUCCACGAGCUGUGAAGUGCGUCCAGGGCCAGAGUUCCUUACCAGGUCAUACAUGUUCUUCUCAAACCGGCUGUUUAAAGCCUACCAGUUCUACUACCAGGACCCUUCCUGCCACGAACCCUUGUACUCCCUUCUCAUCAAAGGCAAGAUCCGCCUUCGCCAGACAUCCUGGAUAACACGGGGGGCCACCGAGGCCAACUACCAUCUGCACAAGGUCGGCAUCGUCUUCCAUAGCCAGAGCGCUAUUCUGGAGAUAGCAGAACGCAUCAAUCAGACCAGUGGCAGAGGCUGUGGUAAAUUACUUCCCCCAGGGAGGUCCUGGACUCCAGGGACUGUCUAUGAACUCCUGAGUGCCAAGGCAGAGAGGGACUGCACUGGGGCGCUGGGCUUUGCCAUGCAUGAGCUCAGCCUGAUCCGAGUGGAAAGGCAUUACAAGCUGCAGCAGAUGCCAGGCAAUAGGGUGGUGGAGGAACUAUAUCUGGGUGACAUCCACACGGAAUGGUCAGAAAGGCUUCACUACAGACCCACCGGGUAUCAACACCCACUGCAGAGUGCCAUGCAUCACUCGCACCCAUGCCCAGCUUGUGGAAUCAUCUACCGUUCAGAUGAACAUCAUCCCCCCAUCCUACCCCACAAGGCAAUGCUGCCCCUGAGACUCAGUGGCAGGUGGGUCAGCAUGAGGUGUGAGGUCCGACCUGCUGUACUCUUCCUCACCAGAUUCUUCACCUUCCAUGGGAAUAACCGGACAUGGGAAGGCUAUUAUCACCACUAUUCUGACCCGGCUUGCCGACAACCCACAUUCACUGUGUAUGCCUUUGGGCAUUACAAUAAGGGUACCCUGUCUACCAAGGUCAGAGGUGGCUCUGAGCUAACAUUCAGGGUCACCCAGGCCCGUGUGACGCCAAUGGAUCAGGUCACUGUGGCGAUGCUGAACUUCUCACAGCCUGGGAGCUGUGGGGAUGCAGGGUCCUGGUCCCUUGGAACUGAGCAGGAUGUCACACCCACCAAUGGGUGCUUGCCACUAGGUAUCCAGCUCCCUCAUGUGGAGUUUGAACUCUUUAAGAUUGAACAAGACAUGAAAGGCCAAAGCCUGCUGUUUAUUGGAGAGAGGCCCACAGAUGGCUCCAACCCAGAUAUCCCAGAGAAGCGUCCUACUUCCUAUCAGGCCCCUCUGGUCCAGUGUGCUGGAGCACCUGCUGUCUUUUCAAGACCACUUCAUCACAGUCAUCAGCCAGAAAAGUAUAGGAGUAGCAGGAACAGAGCAUCCAAAGUACAUUCUACAGGCAUCCUACUUCUGAUCGUAGCCCUGACAUCUUUAAGGUGGGGCCUAAAUUGAUCAAAUUGUUGGCUCCCAGAGCAGGAGGGAAUUCCCUCCAAAGUUUGAGACAUCCUCCAGGCACACUUUUCAGAUCAGCACCUUCUUUUCUAAUCCCUGAGACUCUGUAUAUGCUAAAACCCAGACAGAGGAAGGGUGGUGUUCUUGAGACUGGACGCAACAUGCAAAUAUCCACUUCCAAGUUACUGAGUGAUGCUGACUCUGUUGAAUUUAGCAGUUCAUACUAAGGCUGGUGACAUGGAUUAAAGAUGCUGCCAUGAACUUUCAGUGGCCUGUAUUCAGGGGUAAUCUCAGUCUCCCAAAGUGCUAACUGCUAGAAAUUCUGUGCUCCUCAAAUUCAACAUUUCUGACCUCUAAAUGUCUGACUUUCCAGGACCUCUGUUUAUGAGGUAGGGUUUUAUCCAUGGGUUCUUGCAUUGGUUUCAUUCAAACCUAAGGUACUCAACUAAGAGGCAGGUUAACACCCCUUCUCCCCACCCACAACUUCCAAAUCACACAGAAGUAAGUUUAGUUAGUUCUUGUUUGAAUCCCCUUGGCACUUCUAGUCACUGGAUAGCCAAAGAACUCAUCUGUAUCUCCGGCAUAUAGUUUACCUUCCUUCAUCAGAAAAUUCCCAGUUCUUUAAAGACUCACGAGAGAAAAUAUCAUGGAUAUUUUAUGAGUGGAUGACUUUAGAUUAAUUUUAUUUUAUUAUUCUUUAGAUCCAUUUUAUAAAUAGGUUAAUGGCAAAACCUAGAAAAUGGAUUUUGUUUCUUUAUUCCUUAGGUAUUUAUAAAUGGCACCCCAAAUGGAUGGGGCAAGUUCUGAGGUUCUCAACCUUUUUUUGUGUCAUGGAACCUUACUCUUAAACAUGCUUUUAAGGGCAUAAAGCAAAAUACAUAGGCUUACAAAGAAAACCAAUGACAAUGAAAUUAUUUAAAUAUUAAAUUUUAAGUCUACAGACUCCAGGUUAAUGACCCUUGGAUUAUAUGAUCCCUAAUGUUUUACAUCUUUGUAUCCACAGCACAUAGUAGGAGCUUAAUCUUUGAAUCAAAUUGUUAGUUUAAUCCAAAGUGUUAAUUUACUUAUGUGGCAUAGUUAGAGUGAAUUAUAAAUGGGGGUGGAAGGUAUGAAUAAAAUUGCUGUAGCAUUCUCAUAUAGCUAAAAAUUAGCUCCAGCAUGAACUCAGAGGUUUUGACAAGUAUUUCAGUGAUUGCCUCCUUUUUUAUUUCUUCCCACUUUCAGUACUCAAGUAUUUUAGAAUUCAAAUCUAGAUCUUACAAAUGGCUUUGUGAACUUGGACAAUGAAAUCCCUUUCCUUUGCUAGUCUGGUCUCAUCUGUAAAAAGAGAGGGUUUUUCGGUGAGUUCUAAAGUCCUUUUGAACUCUGGAUGAUGAUGCAUUUAUUACGUAUAAGGCAAGUAUCACUUUCCACUAGAAUUCAACAUCCCUUCUCACUCGUUUUGUUCAGUUAGUAUCUACUGGAAAAGCCCUAUCUUUUCUAAUCUCUUGUAAAUAAGACAAGUUCAUCUUUGAAAGUCCCCUGCUAAAACAGGCUUUCAGAGGGCAUAUUUACAGAGCUCGAGUUAUAAGAUUUGUGGUUUUAAACCAAAUAUAUAGAAUCGUGGAAUUUUCAAGGGGGUAGAGGUUCUCGGGGAUGCUAUUUUCACUAACCACCUCAUCUAUGUAUGGGAGCGAAUGAAUCACAUUUGCACAUUAAUCACAUUAGUUUUUAAUCCCAUUAAAACUUAAAUAUUUUUCAUAAAGUUAUACUGAGCAAUGUUCCCUGUUUAUUAAAGACUGACAAGAGUAGGGGUUUGUGUUCUUACUUCAAGCACAUAAGAUAACCAAGAUUUCUUCACAUAUAAAUUCUCUUGUUACCUACAGGACCUAGAAUUAAUCAGAAUAAUUUGGGAAGAAGCUUAAAACAGAACAUAUAACUAUAUUAAAUUGUAAAGUGUAUAUAUUAAAGGAGAAAUAUGUCCCCUUACAACCAGA